Molecule: messenger RNA, 3511 nt
Organism: Rattus norvegicus (Norway rat)
Lineage: Eukaryota; Metazoa; Chordata; Mammalia; Rodentia; Muridae
Gene: Lgalsl
Product: galectin-like
Exons: 5
Coding region: 183-701 (172 amino acids)
Molecular function (GO): carbohydrate binding
Source: RefSeq, marked validated
GACGCACUGCGGCCCUCGCCACCGUCAUCCCCUCGCCGCCGCGACCUCCGCGCCGCACACCUCCCCUCCCCCUCCCGGGCCUGCGACCGCGCCAGCCUGGGGCGUGCGCGCGCGCCGGUGUGUGCGCGCGCCCGGCUCGGACCCGCGCCCGCCGCCGCGUCCCCGGCGCUCGCUGCAGGAACAUGGCGGGGUCGGUGGCCGACAGCGACGCCGUGGUGAAACUUGAUGAUGGGCACUUGAACAACUCCCUGGGUUCUCCGGUUCAAGCCGACGUGUACUUCCCACGACUGAUAGUUCCAUUUUGUGGGCACAUUAAAGGUGGCAUGAGACCAGGCAAGAAGGUAUUAGUGAUGGGCAUCGUAGAUCUCAACCCCGAAAGUUUUGCCAUCAGCUUGACCUGUGGUGACUCUGAAGAUCCUCCUGCCGAUGUGGCGAUUGAACUCAAAGCUGUGUUCACGGACCGGCAGCUCCUCAGAAACUCUUGUAUAUCAGGAGAAAGAGGCGAAGAGCAGUCAGCAAUCCCUUACUUUCCGUUCAUCCCGGACCAGCCGUUCAGGGUGGAGAUUCUGUGCGAACACCCUCGCUUCAGAGUGUUUGUGGAUGGACACCAGCUCUUUGAUUUUUACCAUCGUAUCCAAACGUUAUCUGCAAUUGACACCAUAAAGAUCAAUGGGGACCUCCAGAUCACCAAACUUGGCUGAUGUUUUAACGCACUUCUGUUGCAAAUACGAUCAAUCAGGUGCCACAUCUACACAUCUACGUGACUAUCUGAAAGAAGUGUCCUAGCCAGAACUGGAGACUUUAAAAGAAAACAAAAAACAAAGGCAGACUUCGCUGCCUCUGUCCGUGCAGUUUAAGUCCAGAACGACAGCUUCGUCUGUGGUUUGCCCAGGAGAAGCAAGCUCCCGAGAAAGCCACCGAGCCAUUGCCCAGAACAAAGUUAUACGUUUAUGCUGGAUUUUAUUCAGACUAAACUAAAAUGGAUUUGCGAUGAUUUGUGAUUUGGUGGCAAUUACUCAUCAUCGCGAAGCAAGGUGAUAUCUAGAAACAAAAAGUGCUAAAGACCUCAAAAACAACCACGGUACACCAACUUGAUGCAUUUCUGCACUGACGUGGAAUUGCAUAGCACAACGGACAUUUUAGUCAGGGUAUUUACAUAGAAUGUAGAUUGUGCAAGGUUCGGUUUUUAUGUCUCCUUGGGGGUUGUUUUAUUUUUUUGGUUUUGUUUUGUUUUGUUUUUUCUGGCACAGCAUCAUGUUAACUUGGAUUUUUAAGCAUUCUCAAUUAAUUUAUUUAUAUUUAGUAUAUGUAUUAAUGUAUUAGAGAAUGAGCAAUGUCUACAAAUUAUGAACUUAGGUCUGAGGGGGAAAUUUAUGUAUUACAAGCAUAAAAUAGGUAGAUUUUUAACCUUAAAGAAUUUGAGCUUAUUCUCCUUACCCCUCAACUUUGGCUUCUUAACACAAAUUGCUAUAAAUGCUUUUGGGGAAAUUUUUGCAACACUUCGAUAAAACUCUAAAGUUCCUGCCUAUGAUGUGAACUUUUGUUUGCAUUGCUUCUUCUCCUUCCUGUGAACUAGCACAGUAUUGGCUUCCUUAAGACUCACUACUCCUUAGAUUUACAUACUAGCUCAUUAAGUUGAUAUUAAAUUGAUGGUAAGCAUAUAAGAGGUGAUUGCACAGACAGCUUUUAAAAUAACUGUAUAUCAGUUCUUAAUAGUAUGCUAUGAAAGUGAAUCCAGAAUGCAGUGUAAAGCAGAAGCAAGUCGCCCCAAACUACUUACUGAGAAAUAACUUAUAUCCACCUAGGCUGUUAGCUCAUUGUAUAAUUUUUUCUUCUGAGACCCUCCCUAAGUAUCCCUAAGCAAUGCCUCUGGAGCUUCUGAGUAGACAGUGCUGCCUUCCUGGUCCAUAAGAUAGGAUCCAGUCAGGCCAUCUGAAAGGUUAAGUUCCAGGAUUUCAGGUUUUGUCGUCCAGCCAAUAGCAAUCAUGCUUCCGGGAAAACUGCUUCCCUGCGCUUGUAGAACUACCAAUAGGGUGCAGAUUAUCAGUGCAUCUUCAAGGCUAGGGAUGCUUGGAAUUUCAUACACAGUUUUGGUCCUAGAGAGAAGGGCCUUUGGCAUUGCAGGUAGUGGGGAAGGAAGGGAUGCUGGGUGGGGUAUAUUUAUAUAUAAUUUAGGUUUUGUUUGUACAGUGUAUGUGUCUUACUAGGGCAUCUCCUUGUCCUGCUUCACUUUUAAGGUUUUUUACACAACAUGCAGAGGCACUGAAGUGGCCAUGUCCUCUUCAUGUGUCAAGAAUGUAGACAGUGUUUCAGAACCAAAGUCUUAAGAUAAACAAAGCAAACUAAAAUAAGGAAUUUUUAUAGAUGAUAUAUUUGGAUUCUUCUCAACUUUGAAACUGUUUAGCACAGUUCCAUGGUGUUAUAUACAAAGACUUGUCCACCAAGACCAGCUGCAUCGUUUAAAGCCUCACAUUCUAGCUGGCUUCCUAGCCGGUCAGCCAGGAGAGCUGUCUUGGAGGUCCAGGUAUUUUUUUAAGCCUGUGAGCAAUUUCUCGUGGCUUCAAAAGCCACUUUAAGAGAGUUUAGAGCACACCCUGAAAAACAUUUGUAACGUUUGGAUUCGAUUCAUGCAGUAAGCAUGCCCCCAGGAGGGCUCAUCUGAGUGGCCAAGCAUGGGUAAUUCAGCAGAAGCUUAGGGAAAGAGAUUAGAAGGGACUCUUCUCUCUACCUGUCAGCUAACUCAGAGGCAGCCACUCCCUUAGGCUGCUUGGUAUGGAAAGCAGUAUUAAACCUCCCAGGUCAGCCUCCCGAGGGCCAUCUAAGUGGUGCACUAGGUUGACGUUGGACUAGUUAAUAAGCAGGGGCCACAGCCCACUGUCCAAAUGGCUAGCUAGAAACUAGGACAAGUUCACACUUUCCUCAGCCUGAGAGGUCUAAUGUGGAAAAUUCAGGAUUGGAAGUGCAAUUUAGAGCUUCAUGGGGAAAGUAUUUGCAUACACAAGGGGUUCUGUCCACCCAGGGCCCUGGCUUUGCAAUAACCAAUACCAAGAGAUAACAGUCAGGCUCUGGGGAAAUAAGCAGGCUUUAGACAAUCUACAGCAAAGUUGGAGUAAAUGUAUCUAUCAAGUUAACAGAAGUGACUUCUGCUUCCUGGGCUAUCCCAGAACUGUCUUAAAAUUAAUAUUUUUUUAAAUUUUGAAGCCCAGUUUCAAAUCUUGCCAACUUCUCUAAAACUCCCUAAGAGGUCACUCUUAAGAGUUGAUGAUGAAUUAAAUGGCAAAUCCAUGUGCAUUAAGAGAAAAAAAUAUCCAAAAAAAGGAUCAAGCCCUAUUGCCUUGCGAAAACAGCUUUGGCAUUUUCUGGCAUUAAUGUAAAGAUACUGUUCCUAUGAUGACAUAUUUUCAAAGAAACACUUUCUUAUUUACUGCGUGGUGUAAAGUGUUGUUAAGUGUGUGUUACAUUAUGUCACUGCUGAAAGUUAUUUGCACUAUAAUAAAGGAAUUUUCUACAA